Messenger RNA from Amyelois transitella, 4180 nucleotides. RefSeq names its product protein brunelleschi (gene brun). Bases 213 to 4175 code for a protein of 1320 amino acids. Lineage: Eukaryota; Metazoa; Arthropoda; Insecta; Lepidoptera; Pyralidae. Gene Ontology annotation, cellular component: trans-Golgi network. The record is from RefSeq and is a predicted model, not a curated record. The transcript has 18 exons.
AUCUGCACAGUGUAAUGUUUGUUUUUUAGCGAAAUUUGGUAUUCGAUAUUGAUAAAUUAGAAUUUUUUCAACAAAUAUAGUUAAAAAAGGGAUAAUUGUGAAAUAAAGGACCAUACCGUCUAGUUAUUCUUUUUAACUUACAACAUCGCCAAUGGCUUGCAAGCAAAUAUAGUUACGUGUCUUUAACCCAGUUCUAAUCAAAUGAGAUAUCAAUGCGCUCAUCUGUGAGCUAUAUUUUAUCUCACGCACCUGGAGAGUCGGUGAUGUCGCACCCUGACUACUCGCAACAUGCCCAGCACCACGCCUGUCUUCUAGUGCUGGUGAAGGGCAUAGGCGGAAUGCUAAAGAACUUCAACAAAUUGUGGGAGCGCAUUCAAAAGGUCAAUAACAUCAAAGUUACUGAUUCCAAUGGCCAAGUGAGAGAUAUUUGGGUACGCUAUGUCCGAGAUUAUCCUGUGGAGAACAAUGAUUGGGGAGACUUCCAAACUCAUCGGCGCCUGUUAGGCCUGAUAACACUAAGUAAGUUCACAAACCAAGUAGAACUAAAUGAAGUGUGUAGAGUUCAUGAAUCGCUGAAGGUCAAAUACAGCAACACCCUGUAUGACUCCCGAGCCUUCAUGUUUGGGCCCUUCAGUAACAUGAAGAAGCCUGAACAGGAACCAGAGACUUACAGCAUGUAUGAAGAUGACAAAGUGUUCAGUGAAGGAAGUGAAAAAACUUCAAUUCCAAGUGAACAAGCAGACAGUUUAUCAUCAUCAGAAAGCUUCCCACAAUCAACCUCAUCAAAUGCCUCAUUCCCAGUGCAGGAAGAAAACUUUACAACUCCUUCUAAUUUCAAAACUAAUGCCAUGUUCUAUGGUGAGAACGACCCGGUGCCGGAUUUAGAACAAAAUGUGGCAGAUUUAAUAAAUGCACUGUACUGGGUGGUGGAGUCCAAGAGACUUGAGAGGGCCAAAGAGAAACUUGAGAAGGUAUCACUACUAUUGGCUCCUUUUGAGAAGAAAGAUUUUGUUGGUCUCGACAUGGAGUCUCGCAACAACAAGAAGCGCUGCAUGGGCCGAGUGACGAAGAACCUCGCUGACUUGACACUGCAAGCCGGACUGGUCGCUGACAGUCUGAGCUUUUACCACAAUGCGGCGGAGAUACUCAAGUCUGUUAAUGAUUGGCUGUGGUUGGCUGCCGCUAAAGAAGGUCUUUGUGCUGCGUCAGCAAUACUCCUUUACCCGAACCUAAGGAAUCCUAUGCCACUUCAAAGGAACGCCAGCUUGCAAGAGAGUUCACCAAACAAAACAAAGCAGCUAUCGCUAUUCCAAUCAAACGAUCCAUUUCGGAAAUACAAAUUGACGUCGUCGCCACUCCGAUCUUCAAAAACUUCUAGUCCGGUGAACCCUCCUAGCGAACUGACACCUUCAUCAUCUGACAGUGUGGAAUCAUCAUCUAGACAGUCGGAAACUGAUAAUGCUGAUUCGGAAUCCUUAGCAUCUUCAAGUGACAUUGAAUAUCAUAGUCAGAAGUCCUUCUUGGGCACCGAACUACCGUCAAUUCCACGACAACCGUCGCAAAUCAAUAACCAAUAUCUUUUGAAUGGUGAAGAUAUUGCUGAGAAGUAUCGGAAAGCGAUUAUACACUACAGUAAAUACCAAAACGCUGGUAUAAUAGAGACUGAGGCGUGCUUCAAAGCCGCGAGGAUAGCGGUGGAGCAGAACAACAGUUUGCAUGCAUCCAGUUUCCUCCAAAACGUCAUAUUUAUCAAUUUGACUUUGAGUGAACAAGAGAAGAUUCAGAGGUUCGAUACUCUUGCUGAACUUUACAAAGAAAUUGGAUUUCUACGUAAAGCGGCGUUCUGCCAACGACUAGCGGCUACGCGUCAAGUCAGCGCUCACAACCCGAACCCCGACUGGCAGAGAUGCUACUACCUCAUGCUGCACAGCUUCCCGGGACAUAGGCUCAGUUUGGACCCCAACUACGUUAUACAACAUCAAGUUGGGUGGCCUGCUCUUCAAAUCCAACUGCUUCAAGAAUUGGUGGUCGCCGCCAGAAGGAUGGGUCACCCGGCCUUGGCGACUAGGCAUAUGACGUUCUUGCUGCAAACCAUGUGGCCGCAUUUGUCAAGGCAGGAACAACGCGACAUGGCCAUACAGUUACAGGCCCUGUCAGCCCAGUGCGAGGGCGGGCCCGUGCCGCUGGUGCUGCCGUCGGGCGCCGUGAUCCCGCCGGCCAGCCUGGCGCGCGUGCCCGCGUGCGCCGCGUGCCGGCCGCGCGCGCCGCCGCCGCCGCGCGCGCCGCACCCCGUCAAGCUGAAGCCGCAGCCGGGGCCCUUCAUCUUCACGCCCAUACACUUCGGCAGCUUGGAGAGGAACGCCAAGAAGGAUGAGGGGAAAAUGGAAUACCUGUGGGUAGAAGACGACAUAUGCGAAGUGCAGAUGAAGCUAACAAACCCUUUGCCGUUCGAACUCAAAGUGUCAAACAUGCGGCUUCUAACGUCGGGCGUGGUGUUCGAGUCUAUACCAGAGACAGUUAUAUUGACACCGGACACUCCAACCACGGUCAACCUCCACGGAACGCCAAAAGAAAUUGGCGAAUUACAAAUACUUGGUUACUCUACGCACACGCUAGGCGUCAAAUCCAACUGUCGUUUGAAAAAUAUGCCGAUGCCGAACAAAUUUCCUGCUUCGUUCACCAUUGAAGUUAUCCCUAGCUUACCUUUAAUUACGAUUGAGACAAUCGUGUCUACAGCCGGCAAUGUAAGCUGUUCUAGUUUGGAGAACGUUGGUAGCGCAACGAAUAUAUCGCUCCAUAAUGGAGAGAGUACUGACUGCGUAAUAAGAAUAAAUAAUACAAGUAAUGUGCCUGUUGAGUAUCUGGAUAUUGCUAUUCAGUCAAACAUGGACGCGCAACUCCAAUCAAAAGUGUUCCAAUAUUCAAACGAAGACAUCCAAUCACAACUGCCGAUCCCGCCGAACGAAUCCGCCAGUAUACGAAUGAAGUUAUACGCAGAAGCUGAUUUCCUAGACUUGGGAGGAGUGGGGGGAGAUAAUCUGUUUCCGAAUAGUUUGACUUCGAAUUACCCUUCGAGAGUGGGGUCGCCUGUGCCUAAUACUACGUCUCUGCCUACUCAGAGUUCGAAUCCUCAAACCUCGUUAAGUAGCGGACUUAUGCCUAAUAGGACUUCGAGUUUUAGAUCCACAAAUUCUCACACUACCAGUUGGUCAGCUCCUAUUUCCGUGAUGCCCCCUUCCAGAGGGAGACAAAUUGAAGCUCAGGUAGUAAUUAGAUAUUCAGGCGGCGUGGGCAAAGAGAUGCAUUGCCGGCACUCCACGGUGCAAAUCAACAUGGAGUUACUGCCGAGCGUGUCCAUCACACACUGGGACGUCCUGCCUGCUGAAAUUCCAUCUCAACUAUACCUGGUGCUAGACGUCUCCAACCUUACGUCAGAAGAGAUGGAGUUCCACUACGCGGCCGGGAAGCACAUUCUUAUUGAAAGCAAAGAAUCUUGUAGAGUGCCUGUUCCUUUAGAUAGAUGCCCGUUCAACGCGGCGCCUGCUAAACUAGACGAUGAUGCGGAACCUAAAUCGAUAAGCACCGGUUCGUCGACCAACAGCCUAGAGCUGAUGUGUUCGUCCCACAUCACGAAUAACGUCAAACUGAGUUGGCAUCUGCUCCAGAGCGACAUCAGCGGGCAGGCCACCGUGAAAGGGAUCACACUGUCGCAAGCCAUGCUCGAUAUUGUUAGGAUGUCGCCUCUUAACUGGGAGGUUAGCGUGAACCAGCAGCACAUAAAGCCACAAGAGGAGUACACUUGUUCGGCGGGCGAGUGCCUAUCUCUUGGUGUGGCGGUCAGCAACCACUUACAGAGACCUCUGCGGAAAUUAUGCCUCUCUGUGCAGUUCUACCAAGACUACAACAACGGAGAGCUCAGUUAUAAGCUGGACAGUCGGUUAGCGACAGCUGGGAAUAACAAAGUGGUGCUAUCGACUCUUCCAGAAUCCGCGAAGGCUUAUCACGAGUGUACAGUUGUUUUCCUAACGCCCGGAGAAUACAAAGUAGACAUUCAAUGUUCGACCACAGAGCCCAUUCUGGAUGACCCUGGAGACCAACAGUCUGUGAUGUGUUCGGGCGAAGUCAGCCAUAUCUGGAGAUUCAUACCACCUGUAGCUAUAAGCGUCACUGAUUAAGAAAA